Vanrija pseudolonga is the source of this 1623-nucleotide messenger RNA. RefSeq names its product Major facilitator-type transporter ecdD. The transcript has 6 exons. Gene Ontology annotation, cellular component: membrane. Gene Ontology annotation, biological process: transmembrane transport; carbohydrate transport. Lineage: Eukaryota; Fungi; Basidiomycota; Tremellomycetes; Trichosporonales; Trichosporonaceae. The coding region runs from base 1 to 1623 and encodes 540 amino acids. The record is from RefSeq and is a predicted model, not a curated record. Gene Ontology annotation, molecular function: carbohydrate:proton symporter activity.
AUGGGUUCCUCUACCGACCAACACGACGAAGCAUACCAGCUCGAGCAUGUCGAGACGCCCGUUACCGUCAAGGCGUACCUCACCUGCGCGUUCGGCGCGUUUGGUGGCCUCUUCUUCGGCUACGACAUUGGCUACAUGUCCGGCGUCAUGGGCAUGACGUAUGUGAUCCAGCUGUACACUGGCAAGGCUGUGCCCGGCCCCAACGCCACCCAGGCCGAGAAGGACGGAUUCGUCCUCCCCUCGGACAUGAAGUCGCUCAUCACUGGUAUUCUCUCUGCCGGCACCUUCUUCGGUGCCAUCAUCGCCGGUGACCUCGCUGACUUCUUUGGCCGUCGCACGACCAUCAUUGCCGGGUGCCUCAUUUUCAUUGUCGGCGUCGUCCUCCAGACUGCUUCGGCCGGAUGGAAGCUGCUCGUUGCCGGUCGUCUGAUUGCAGGCUUUGGUGUCGGCUUCGAAUCCGCCAUCGUCAUUCUCUACCUCUCGGAGAUCGCGCCGCGCAAGGUCCGCGGUGCCCUCGUCUCGGGCUACCAAUUCUGCAUCACGAUCGGCAUCCUCAUCGCCUCGUGCGUCAACUACGCCACCCAGAACCGCAUGGACACGGGCUCGUACCGCAUCCCCAUCGCCAUCCAGUUCCUCUGGGCCCUCGUCCUCGGCGUCGGCCUCUUCUUCCUCCCCGAGUCGCCGCGUUUCUUCGUCAAGCGCGGCCAGCUUGAGCGCGCCGCCAUCUCGCUCUCCCGUAUCCGUGGCCAGCCCGAGGACUCGACCUACAUCAAGGAUGAGCUCAAGGAGAUUGUCGCCAACGCCGAGUACGAGGCCAGCCUCGUCCCGACCGACAGCUACUGGUCGUCGUGGAAGGCGUGUUUCUCUGGUGGUCUCCGCCGCCCCAACUCCAACCUCCGCCUCACCAUCCUCGGCACUGCGCUCCAGAUGAUGCAGCAGCUCACGGGUAUCAACUUCAUCUUCUACUUCGGAACCGUCUUCUUCCAGUCGCUCGGCACCAUCUCGAACCCAUUCCUCAUCGGCCUCAUCACGACCCUCGUCAACGUCUGCUCCACGCCCAUCUCCUUCUGGCUCAUUGAGCGCUUCGGUCGCCGCCCUCUCCUCAUCUACGGCGCCAUCGGCAUGUUCCUGUGCGAGCUGGUCGUCGGCAUCGCCGGCACCGUCAAGCCCAACGACACGACUGUCGCCUCGGCCCAGAUUGCAUUCAUCUGCAUCUACAUCUUCUUCUUCGCGUCGACGUGGGGCCCUGGUGCAUGGGUCAUCAUCGGCGAGAUCUUCCCCAUCUCGAUCCGCUCGCGCGGCGUCGGUCUCUCCACUGCCUCCAACUGGCUCUGGAACUGCAUUAUCGCCGUUAUCACGCCCUACCUCGUCGACAAGGACCGCGGCAACCUCGGCUCCAAGGUCUUCUUCCUCUGGGGCGGUACUUGCUUCCUGUGCAUCCUCUUCGCCUACUUCCUCAUCUGGGAGACCAAGGGCCUCACACUCGAGCAGGUCGACCAGAUGAUGGAGGAGUGUGGCACCGCCCGCCGCUCCGUCGGCUGGAAGCCCUCGACCACAUACGCCGCCAACUCGUACGUUGCGCACGAUGCCAAGCCCAAGGUGGAGGAGCGCGAGUCGGUUUAG